AUGACCUCCCUCAAGCAAUUCAUCCGCAACGUGCGAGCCUCCAAGACUAUCGCAGACGAGCGUGCUGUCGUCCAGAAAGAAAGUGCCGCGAUCCGGGCCAGCUUUCGAGAAGAGAGCGGAGACUCCAAUAUUAGUAGAAGGAACAAUGUCGCAAAACUGCUAUACCUCUUCACCCUGGGAGAACGCACACACUUCGGCCAGAUAGAAUGCCUCAAGCUCUUGGCCUCUCCCAGGUUUGCGGACAAACGACUGGGCUAUCUAGGGACGAUGCUGCUACUGGACGAGAAUCAAGAAGUCCUCACAUUGGUUACAAACUCAUUGAAGAACGAUCUCAAUCAUUCGAAUCAAUAUGUUGUCGGCCUGGCCCUCUGCACCCUAGGCAAUAUUGCCUCCAUCGAAAUGUCUAGGGACUUGUUCCCUGAAGUCGAGACGCUCAUAUCCACCGCAAACCCUUACAUACGUCGAAAAGCUGCGCUGUGCGCCAUGCGAAUAUGCCGCAAAGUCCCAGAUCUGCAAGAACAUUUCCUCGAGAAAGCCAAACUUCUGCUGCAGGAUAGAAAUCAUGGGGUGCUCCUCUGUGGAUUGACGCUGAUAACGAGUAUGUGCGAGGCGGAUGAGGCAGAAGGGGGUGAAGAAGCCGUGGUCGAAAUGUUCCGGCCAGUUGUUCCACACUUGGUUCGCACCUUGAAAAGCCUGACGAGCUCGGGAUACACGCCUGAACAUGAUGUUUCCGGGAUCACAGACCCGUUUUUGCAAGUCAAGAUCCUCCGGCUUUUCCGAGUGUUGGGGCGGGGAGACGCUGCGACCAGCGAGCAGAUUAACGAUAUUCUGGCACAAGUCGCCACCAACACCGAGUCCUCCAAGAAUGUUGGAAACGCCAUCUUGUAUGAGGCGGUCCUCACUAUCUUAGACAUCGAAGCCGACUCGGGUCUGAGGGUGCUGGGCGUUAACAUUCUCGGCAAAUUCUUGGCCAACAAGGACAACAACAUUCGUUACGUCGCACUCAACACGUUGAUCAAGGUGGUCGCGAUCGAGCCUAACGCGGUUCAAAGGCAUCGAAAUACCAUCCUAGAAUGCUUGAGAGAUCCGGAUAUCUCCAUCCGACGCCGGGCAUUAGAUCUCAGUUUCACCUUGAUUCGAGAAGACAAUGUACGGGUGCUCAUCCGGGAAUUGUUGGCUUUUCUGGAAGUCGCCGAUACCGAGUUCAAACCCGUGAUGACCACGCAAAUUGGCAUUGCGGCAGAUCGGUUCGCCCCAAACAAACGCUGGCACAUCGAUACUAUGCUGCGGGUUGUCAAGCUGGCCGGAAACUAUGUCAAGGAGCAGAUUCUGUCCUCUUUCAUUCGCCUCAUCGCUACCUCGCCCGAUCAGCAAACUUAUGCAGUUCAAAAGUUAUACGCUGCCCUGAAAUCAGACAUCACACAAGAGGCUCUCACUCUGGCUGCUGUCUGGGUUAUCGGCGAAUAUGGUGAUGCCCUCCUCCGUGGCGGAUCCUACGAAGAAGAGGAGCUGGUGAAAGAAGUCAAGGAAAGCGACAUUGUUGACUUGUACUCGACAAUACUCAAUUCGACAUAUGCAAAUCAAGUGGUGACCGAAUACAUCAUCACUUCUGCCAUGAAGCUGACCACGAGGAUGUCUGAUCAGUCACAGAUUGAACGGAUAAGGCGGUUAAUGAACUCCAGAACAGCCGACCUUAGCAUCGAGAUUCAGCAAAGGGCUGUUGAGUAUAGCAACAUGUUCGGCUACGACUCGAUCCGAAGAGGCGUACUAGAGAAAAUGCCGCCACCAGAAAUCAAAGAGGAGCAGCGGGUUCUUGGUCAAUCCACUACGCCUGCGAAGGACAAGAGAAAGACUCUGAAAGCGAAAACUAAUGUCAAAGUCGCCAAGACUACAGAAUCCGACAUGCUUCUUGAUCUUAUGGGUGGAACGGACGUGCCUGCUCUAGACACCAGCGCUACACUGAACGGCCAACAACAAACAGCAGACCUGUUAGCAGAUAUUCUAGGGGGUGGGAACUCAAUUUCGAGCCCUCCGCCACAAACAAAAAGCCCUGCACCGCCUUCCAAUGCGAAUGCCAUCAUGGACCUAUUCGGCAACGGAACCCCGAAAUCUACCAGCCCUGCACCUGGCGGCCCACAAGCACACCCUGCAUACGACAAGAACGGUCUGUCCGUUGCGAUUCAAGUUUCUAGAAGUGGUUCUGCGUUGCAAGCCAUUGCAAGAUUCAAAAACACCUCCGCCUUCGAACAAUUGUCGAACGUUGGCUUGCAGGCUGCAGUUCCAAAGAGUCAAAAGCUGACCUUGCAAGCGAUCAACAAAAGCACACUGGCAGCCGGCGACGAGGCUACUCAAGGCAUGAGGAUCGUUGCAGCAACUGGGUCCCUUCCCACAAAACUCCGUCUAAGAUUGAAAAUCUCGUACACUAAAGACGGGGGUGCAUCAAUGACCGAACAAGUCGACUGGACGGAGCCGUGA
Messenger RNA from Fonsecaea multimorphosa CBS 102226, 2475 nucleotides. RefSeq lists its product as uncharacterized. Gene Ontology annotation, biological process: Golgi to vacuole transport; receptor-mediated endocytosis; intracellular protein transport. The transcript has 5 exons. The coding region runs from base 1 to 2475 and encodes 824 amino acids. Gene Ontology annotation, molecular function: clathrin-cargo adaptor activity. NCBI's taxonomy places the organism in Eukaryota, Fungi, Ascomycota, Eurotiomycetes, Chaetothyriales, Herpotrichiellaceae. The record is from RefSeq and is a predicted model, not a curated record. Gene Ontology annotation, cellular component: Golgi apparatus; AP-1 adaptor complex; membrane coat.